Messenger RNA from Chelmon rostratus (copperband butterflyfish), 477 nucleotides. RefSeq names its product leptin-B-like. The transcript has 2 exons. NCBI's taxonomy places the organism in Eukaryota, Metazoa, Chordata, Actinopteri, Chaetodontiformes, Chaetodontidae. Bases 1 to 477 code for a protein of 158 amino acids. The record is from RefSeq and is a predicted model, not a curated record.
AUGCAAACCUCUGUGGCCCUUCUCUAUGUCGCUCUCGUCGCAGCUCCUGGGUGCUCAAGUCUUCCCACAAAGGGGGACUCCAUCAGAAAUACCAUUAACAGCAUAGUAAACAUAGCUCAGAUAACCCUGGUCCACAUUAAGAAACUAAGGACAAAGUUGCCGGUGGCUCCACGGAUAGAAUUCUGCGCUCCGUCCAUUGAGGGACUAACAAGUAUCAGUCAUGAUCUUGGGCUUUUGGACAAUGAACUGCAGAACCCUCUCACAGAGCUCCUCAGCCAGAUCCAGGCUGAUGUCUCCAGCUUGGAGGGAAGGGUGCGCUCCCUCGCCGUGACAGUGGACUGCCCCGUCCGAGCCAGACCCGCAGGAGAGACCGGCAACAGUUUGUUCCCCGACAGUCACCUUCACCUGACUCUGACGAAGGUGCAGCGCUACCUGGAUAAGCUUCUUCUCAACAAGGACAAACUCAAGGUCUGCUGA